Molecule: messenger RNA, 1890 nt
Organism: Brassica rapa (field mustard)
Lineage: Eukaryota; Viridiplantae; Streptophyta; Magnoliopsida; Brassicales; Brassicaceae
Product: nuclear transport factor 2
Cellular component (GO): cytosol; ribonucleoprotein complex
Molecular function (GO): mRNA binding
Source: RefSeq, a predicted model, not a curated record
UAAUAAAAGUUAAAGACGACCCGACCGACCCUUGUUCUUCUACAUAUAUUGAGUUUCCUUUUUAGUUAUCUCUCCCUUCUCAAAACCAAAGCAGGAAUCUCUCUGUCUGCGAGGGAGCGCCUCCUCUAAAACCCUAUUUAAACAGCUCCUCUUCCUCCCUCAUUCCACCAAAUCUCUCUCUCUCACUCUUCUCUAAACCUAAAAAGCUUCCUCCUUUUUUACUCUCCUCGGUUCCAUCGCUCUCUGCCAGGUCUCUAAAUCCGAAUUCGAUCGAAAAGGGGACGUGUGUGUGUGUGUGGAGAUAUGGCUGCUGCCGAGGAAGGUGCUGUGGUUCACCCGUCUCACGAAGAAAUCUCUGAGGCUUUUGUUAAUCAGUACUAUCAUAUAAUGGUAAACGCCACUGAUGAAGCUUACAGGCUUUAUGUUGAUGGUAGCGUUAUCACCAGACCUGGAGGAGGUCCUCAUGGUCCCAUGCUCUCUUUUACAUCCCUCCAGGCUAUCAAGGAGCACUACCUAACCUGUGAAUAUAAGGGAACUACAUACGACGUGCUCAGUGUUGAUUCUCAAAGGUCGUUGCGAGAUGGGAUACUAAUCAUGGUUGUUGGUUUCUUGACUGGUAAAGACAACCUCAAGAGGAAGUUUUCCCAGACGUUCUAUCUGGCGCCUCAGGACAAGGCCUACGUUGUCGUCAAUGACAUGUAUCGUUUUGUUGAUGAAGAAGAGUCUUCCCUUCCUCCAACUGUUGUUGAAUCUGAAGCUGAAGUGGCGAAGCCAGUUGAUGAGGUUAGCAAGACCGAGCAGGUCAAGAAGGUCAUCGAUGAUGCUCCUGCCAAGAAGUCUGUUAAAGCUGCUGAGGCUAAGAAGGUUGUUGCUGGAGCUGCUCCUCCUCCUGUUGCUGCUCAAAAGCCUAAAGAGCCAAUUGCUGAAACUGCUGCUGAUGGAGCAAAGAAAUCUUAUGCUGCGAUGGUUCAAUCACUGUUGAGGAACGCUGCUCCCUUCCAAGCUAAAGCAGCCCCGGUUCAGAAACCUAGAUCCAUGGCACCACCAGCCAAAGCCCGUGCAGCAGCUCCAGCACCUGCUGUUGUUGGUAAACCUGAAAGGAAAAGUGAUCAGAGGAUCGUUGAUGAACCAGGAACUUCGGUAUUUGUGUCAAAUCUGCCGAUGGAUGCAAAGGCGCCUCAGCUCUAUGAACUGUUCAAGGACUUUGGUCCUAUCAAAGAAGGUGGAGUUCAAAUCAGAAGCUCCAGGGCUAGUGGAAGAUGCUUUGGUUUUGUUUCCUUUGAAUCUGUUGCAUCUGUCCAGAGUAUGCUUAAGGCUGCCAAGAGCAACCCCUUCAAGCUUGGGGAGCAUAAGCUUCGUGUAAAGGAAAAGCAAGUUGAGUAUGAUGGAAGCAAGCAGUCUGGUGGGAGAAGUGGAAGCAAGGCACAGAAUGGCUCUGUAGAUGAGAGCAAGACUCCUACUGGUUCUGUAGAUGAGAGCAAGACGCCGAGUGGGUCUGCAGAUGGAAGCAAGUCUGAGAAUGGCUCUGCAGCAGGUGGGGAAGAUGAUGAUGGCUUCAAGACGAUUACAAGCCGUAGGAACAGAAGAGGAAACGGAGACAAGAAAAACAGUGUAACUCCUAAGGUCAAAGCUUGAUAUAAUCUCCUCUCCUCUGCAAACACCCAACAAGUACAAGAAAGAGUUACAGCCUUUGAUAGAAAAUUAAUUGUUUGAAGAGAAGGGAAACUUGAGAUAAUUUUUCGACAUUACAGAUUUACAUCUCUUUACUUUGUUUAGGUCUUUUUUUCUUACUCAUGGUACUCAUAAUAGUUCUUCUGUUGGUUUUUGUUCUGUCUUUUCACCAGACAAAUUUCUAUUUUCCAUUUCUUAUAUUCCAAAAAAGAGGUUAUU